Molecule: messenger RNA, 2699 nt
Organism: Saccoglossus kowalevskii
Lineage: Eukaryota; Metazoa; Hemichordata; Enteropneusta; Harrimaniidae
Product: guanine nucleotide exchange factor C9orf72-like
Biological process (GO): autophagy; endocytosis
Cellular component (GO): autophagosome; endosome
Molecular function (GO): guanyl-nucleotide exchange factor activity
Source: RefSeq, a predicted model, not a curated record
GCGUGCAUACUAUCAUUAGCCUACUACGGACAAUCUCCGUCUCCACGAUUCCUUCUCACAUUUCUUGCCUAUACUAUGUCAACCUUCACAAUUGCAUUGGGAAUCAAAGUUGCCUACUUCGUUGCAAACGUCUCUAGAAUCCAGUUCGAUCCUCAGAGAAACACCCUUGCAUGGUAGUCUGACUAUACUAUGCAAUAUUUCUAAAACUGUUACACAUGACAAUGCUUCCAGCCUAUUUGAAGUUAACAGAAACCGUCAUUGACCGCAUUGGCCUUAAACACAUCUUUUUUAACUAUUUUUUUGCUUCAUGUAUCGUUUCUGGUUUAGUUUUGUUUCUCAUGUCCAUUGUCAAUACAGCUUCACCGCGGUUAACGAUUGGCGGAAUCUUAUCACUCAUGACUAUGUUGAUAUUAUCGCUGUCUAUCGAGUGCGCACAUCAGAUUUUGUUUUGGAUGUAUGUCAACAGGGAACCUAACCAAUAUCUGUUUAAUGAACUUGGCCGUAAUCCCAGUUUGCAGCGCUACUGACUAUUGAACGUGAACAAAUCUUUUUUCGUCUACUUUAAUUAAUUAAAAAACAGUAGGUGCUAUUUUAUAGUUUUCAAGAGUAUACAAAUAGCGUGCUUAUAUAUCAUAGACAAAAAUUCUAAAUUUCUUUCUUGGGCAACGUAAAAGAAGACAUGGCUCAUCGAACAGUAUCAUCGUUUAAAAUUUCCCCCCAAAACAUUACAAUUGUGUCACGUAUGCAAGAGUUGCCAUAUAUCCAUGGAAUGCUAUUAUCAGUGUGGGACAAUAUUCUCGGGCCAAAAAUCCAACAUGCCUGGUUGGUAGAUGUGGAACAUGGAGAUACUAUCAGUCAUGAUGUUCUUAAUUAUGCAUCAACAAGAGUGUUAAACUCAAGUGAUGACCCUGGUAGUAAAGUACAAAGUAAAUUUUUUGUACUCUCUGAGAAAGGAAUUCUUCUCAAUGCACUGGUCUUCGGUGGCACAGGAUCAAGUGGAAGUAAUGUAUGUGCAAUAUCGUUAGUUCUUCCAUACUCUGAGUUGAAAUGGUAUAUGCCUAUCCAAGAACUUUGUAUGUCUCGACUGAUGGCAAUGGUUUAUAAAUUCAGGGUUCUACAAGAUAGAGAUUAUAAAACUGUUGUAAAUGAAUUUACAUCGAUUUGUGUCAAGAGCUUUGUAAGAAUGCUGAUAAACCUGCGGGAAUAUAGAUUACAUUCACUCAUUGAUAUUAACAUGACAGUGUUUGCGACUGGACAGGAAAACCAGCUAGAUGUAGCAUUUAUCAGAAAAGCUAUUUCAUCUCAUCUGCAAACCUGCGGCUGCUCUCUUGUAAUUGGAAGCUCUGUAAAAGAAGUGAAUACAGUGAUCAGUACUUUGGCAUUAUUUCUGUCUCCAAGUGAAAGACAAUGUUCCUGUUAUUUAUUAGAAGAUAAUGAAUAUCCAUAUCAACAAGGACUUUACAUACAAGGAUUAUUGAUUAAUGAGGAUGUUAACACAAACACUAUACUCAGUAAUUAUAUGCGGGAUAUUUUAACCAAUCAGUAUCCAACAACGUUAAUUGACAUUAAUCGUCUGGAGGUGAAACAAACGCCACCAUGUAAUGAACAUUAUUCCAAACGACAUGAAGUGAUGUCACAAGAAUUACAAUGUCUAUGGCUAGAUGAUAUGGACGAGAUUCUAUGUUUGCCUCCUACUGCAUUCCAUAUUGUGGAGACUGAUGAUGUGAUGUUAGAAGAUAUCAUGGCAGAGGUGUAUCAGUUACAUCCAGGUUCUGGUGUAAGAGAAGCUCAUAUUGAACAGUUUAUAAGGCUUCUAGACAGGAAAGCUUUAGCACUAAUAAAAUAUAUGGAAACAGAAACAAAUAGAGGAAAAUGCGGCGUGAAAUCAUCAAUGAUUAAAAGAGCUCGACAUGAUCUAUCUUUGGCUGAUAACACUGACUGGAGGAUUAUCUUGGCGAGAGCUGAGAAGCUCAAACCAGGAAUGUAUUCCUUUAUUUGUGGGGUCAAAGGUCAGAGUAGCGAACCUCCAACUCCUACAUGAGAGUAGUGUACGUAACAAAUAUGGAAUUUUGAAGCCAACCAUAAAACCAUUGGUGACAUAACCCUCACAAAAAACUCUACUGAUAGCAAAGUGAUACGGUACUAUUUUGUUACCAAUAGUAACUAUUUUGGAAUGUCUGAAAACUAAUUAAUUCAGUAAAUAUAGUUUGCUCAUCAUCAAAUUAUGAGUCUUAAAAUGAGAAAUUAAAGACGACAUGGUGGAUGUCUCAAGUUUAUUCUGCCCCUCAAUUCAGUAUAGUGUGAUACAACAGCCACGGCUGUUUUGAGGAUAUGUGAUCUGAGCAAUUCUAUUUAUAACUUCAAUCUACAUUGUCUGAAUGACUUAACACUGUCAAGGAUGAAUAUUUUUAGUUAUGUCGGCCACUCUCCAUAAAGAUCCUAAUUAUCUUGAGGAAUUAAUUACAAGAUAAACACUAAUAUUUAUAAAUUCAAACACAAGCGAGUCUUGAUAUUAUUGUUCGACUUAAUACUGCCUUUCAUUUUUCUGGAGUUGUUGUUUAUUUGUUGAAUGGGUUCUGCAUGUUUUGAUUAUAUUCAUAUGAAUUAUAUGGCCCAUAGCCCUGGCAUGGUUAAAGAUUCUUGAAGUGUUUGUAACAAAUGGUGAAAUUGAAAUAAACUUUGAUACAAGAUUACAAUAG